AUGGCAAAAUAUGUGAAAUCAGCGGACACUACAAGUGCGCUUGAGAGGAAACUUGAAAAAAUCGAGCAUUUGCUGCAUUUGUCAGACGAAAUGAAUAAAUUAAGACAAGAGCAAGAAGAAUCCAAAUUUAAGGAAAUUAAUAGGAGGAUUGAAGAUUUCGAUAAAAGACUGAGGAGGGUAGAGGAAUAUAUAAGCCAUUCUUUAAUUGAUGUAGAACAUAAGGUAGAAGACCAUGAAAUACAAUUGGGACAGGUCCAAGAAUUUGUAGGGAUGAAGGCUGAUUUAGAAGAUUUAAAGUUCAAUUUUUAUACUGAUGAUAGGCUUAUUGGACUUGAAAAAGAAAUCAGCAGUAAGAUGAUGAAAAUGUGUGAGACCAUGGAAGAAAUUGCAGGAAACUUGAAUAAUUCAGAAAAGGAGGUCGAAAAUUUAAAGAGGGAAAUUGAUAUGAUAAGGAAUGAACCUGGAAAAGAAAAUCUGUCAUUGAGAAUGAAUAAUUUAAAAGACCAGGUUGAAGAGCUUUGGAAAAGACAAAAUGUGAUUUUUCAGCAUAUUCAUGGAGAGCUUAUGUAUUCCGAAGAAAAUUUAGAGGAGGAAGAAGAAGUGUUUUUAAGCAAAUUGAAAACUUAG
Messenger RNA from Blepharisma stoltei, 627 nucleotides. The record is from the annotation of a GenBank genome assembly. Lineage: Eukaryota; Ciliophora; Heterotrichea; Heterotrichida; Blepharismidae.